Messenger RNA from Naegleria gruberi, 351 nucleotides. RefSeq lists its product as uncharacterized. Lineage: Eukaryota; Heterolobosea; Eutetramitea; Acrasida; Naegleriidae. The record is from RefSeq and is a predicted model, not a curated record. The transcript has a single exon. The coding region runs from base 1 to 351 and encodes 116 amino acids.
AUGUUCGUCUCCAUCAAACGAAAGAAUACCCAUUCACAAGAUCAAGCUGCACAACAAUUUCAACUCGAUGAAGGAGAACCCAUUGUUUCCUUUGUCGAAGGUCCUGUUACUUUCACCUUGCAAGUAAUUUUCCAUCAUCAAGAUGUGAAUGCUAAUCCUCUUCGGGAUGCAACUGUCAGAAUCACACAAAAAGGAAAUACAAAGCAAAAUACUGGACAAACUGAAAUGUGUGAGGCUGUUGUUAAUGUUUUGGAUAGGAAUGAUCCGAAUUUUUAUGGAACAGUUUUAAAGGUGGGAAGUAGAACAUUCUUGGCAAAGUGUUUCAGGUUGGAUGAAGUAGAGGAUUGGUAA